Molecule: messenger RNA, 825 nt
Organism: Closterium sp. Naga37s-1
Lineage: Eukaryota; Viridiplantae; Streptophyta; Zygnematophyceae; Desmidiales; Closteriaceae
Source: the annotation of a GenBank genome assembly
AUGAGCGUGGGCGAUCGCCGCAGCGCCAGCCCCAGCAGCAACGUUCCCCUCGGCGUCGCUCUCCUGGUCAACGCGAGCUUCGCCGCCACGGAGCUGGCGAUCAGCUGUCGCCUGCGAGCCCCCGCUCUCCCCGUCACCGAUCUCCCCAAGAUCGGGCAGCCCUGCGCUCACCGCGAGCGCGAUCCCCCGCGCAGCGCUCUCCGCGUCGAUCUCCGGCGAGGCGGGGGAGGGGUUCUCCUGGGCGACGAUGGGAUUCUGGGCGCCGCGAGCAAUCCCCCCCGCGUCCGCACUCGGCGGGCUCUGGUGGCCGUCGGGGUCGGCGGAAUGGAGCGGGUCGCGGCGGAGCUGGUCGCGGGCAGGAUCCUGCGGUUGCCCUUCUCGGGAGGCCGACUUCCGGGGCGGGAGACAGCAUAUCAGCGUGAGGCUCCGAUUGCACCUCCCCCCACUCGCGCGGGGAGAGACCCCAUGCUGACCAUGUGCCGGACGCUGAAUCUUGCGGAGGCGUGCGAGGUGGUGGCGAACCUGCAGAUGGCGGUGUGUGGGGCCAUGCGAAACUCUUCGGGCAGUUUCGCUCCAGGUCCCCGAGGAUCGUGCGCGACCUGGGCAGAAGCCCUCGCCCCGAUAUUGGCGCCCGUGUCGGAAGCGCCCGCCGGGGUAGCGCCCUUAGCGCGUACCUUCCCCCGCCAUGUGGAGGAUCUUCUUGUGGCCGCCCAGGAGGGGACCCCGGUGCGCACGCUUCAGUCGUCGGCGCAGGUCCUUCUGGCGGUGUCGACGUGCAUGCGUUCGAUGCUUGAGGUGGAGGGGGCAGAGCCGUACACGAUGUAG